AUGACAACUCCAACGAAAGCGUCCAAGUCCGCAAACUGGACAGACGACUUGGAUGCCGAGUUCGUGGUGAUAUAUGCGGAGGUGGCUGCUAAGAGCGAAUACGUAGCAAGUGGUGGCAAGCAGCUCAAGAGCAUGGGGUGGUCCGACAUUCUUGCCCGUCUGCACGGCCGGGGCGACCUUACCACCAACAGUCAACUGCAAUUGCGCUGGAAGAGGCUCACUGAAGUUUACGCGGAUUACACGUGGCUUAUGCUCAAGUUCUCCGGUGAUGGCUUGUCUCGCUUUCGAGACCGUCCCUUUCAACAUUACGACACCACUGCAGAGAUGGUUGGCGACGCGAUCACGACCGGUGAAUUCAUUCGUGGCAUGCCCGUGGUGCAGAGCGACGUCUAG
Molecule: messenger RNA, 393 nt
Organism: Aphanomyces astaci
Lineage: Eukaryota; Oomycota; Saprolegniomycetes; Saprolegniales; Verrucalvaceae
Exons: 2
Coding region: 1-393 (130 amino acids)
Source: RefSeq, a predicted model, not a curated record